Linum tenue is the source of this 2565-nucleotide messenger RNA. The record is from the annotation of a GenBank genome assembly. NCBI's taxonomy places the organism in Eukaryota, Viridiplantae, Streptophyta, Magnoliopsida, Malpighiales, Linaceae.
UCAAAUGAUGAUGAUAAUCAUGGAUGGUUAUUCUUAUUAUUAUUGCUUAUAUAUAAUGAUAGUUUAUGAUAGUAAUAACAUAUGAUUAUGUUUUAUUCAUUAUAUAAUAUUAUGUUAUUUGGUUAAUCCGAUUAUCCAAUUAAAUUUUGGUUUGGUUAAUUUGGUUUUCGUGUUAAUUUGGAUGAUUUGGUUAAGACAUUUUAUUUCAUGGUUAAUGAAAUUUAGGAUUGAUGAAAAAUAUAUAGUUAAUGAUUUUUCUUAGGACUAUCAGUAAUUUUCAGGAUAACAAAACAAAUAAGAAACCUUUGAAAACCUUCCCUUCCCUCGACGCACGUCAACAGGAAACCUGUCGCGCUGUGGGCGCGCCUUCGGAUCCACUAAAAUGACCGCCUCGUCGCUUUAUUCCCUCCUUUUAGACUGACGGGAUCUCCCUUCCGCUGAACAGAAGAAGACGACGACGAAGAAGAAGAAGCAGCAGCAGAACCGUACUGAAGAAAAUCCAGCACUUCCGCGAGUCAGCUGAGUCAUCAUCAGCUCUCUGCGCCGGCCCGUUCUACGCUUCGCCCGACGGAAAGCCACGAGGCACGAGCCGCCUCCUGCGAUGGUGAAGAAGAACGUGCCGGAUUGGCUCAAUAGCUCUCUCUGGUCCACUUCUCCUUCCUCUUCUUCCUCCGACGAUCCCUCCCAACCUUACUCUCCUUCCUCCAAGCCGGCCGUUUCCCCCAGGAAGAUAGCGAGUGAUCCUAAUUUUGAGCCUCCGGUUCCCGUCCGGCCUCCGACGGUCACGAGAGAAGAACAACCACCUCCUCCUCCUCCCCGUUCUCAGAAACCGGAGAUCAAAGAUAAGAAUUCCCGGACUAGUAUUUCUAGUAACGCGAAUAGCAGUAGCAAUAGCAGUAUCGACAAGGAUGAAGAUCGCGAUGGCGAGAAUGGCGCCUCUCCUGCUAGCCCUUCCGCGGAGGAUAUCACGAAGCAGGCUCAGUUAUUGACCGAGUUGUCGAAGAAGGUAGUGAAUGUGAAAGAAUUGAGGAAGAUUGCUUCACAGGGCUUGCCUGAUGGUGCUGGCAUCCGUUCUACAGUUUGGAAGCUUUUGUUGGGAUAUUUGCCUCCUGAGCGUUCGCACUGGUCAUCUGAAUUGGCUAAGAAGAGGUCCCAAUACAAGAACUUCAAAGAUGAGCUUCUGAUGAAUCCUUCAGAAAUCACAAGGAAGUUGGAGAAGUCUGCCAUUGAUGAUGAGCCGAAGUCCGAAAGUCGUUGUGUGCUAUCUCGAUCAGAGAUAACUCAUGAUGAACAUCCUUUGAGCCUUGGGAAAACCAGUAUUUGGAAUCAGUUCUUCCAGGACUCUGAGAUUAUAGAGCAGAUUGACCGUGAUGUGAAACGUACUCAUCCUGAUUUGCACUUCUUCUCUGGAGAUUCAUCUUUUGCAAAUUCUAAUCAGGAAGCUUUGAAAAGCAUAUUAAUUGUAUUUGCUAAAUUAAAUCCUGGCAUCAGAUAUGUUCAAGGGAUGAAUGAGAUUUUGGCUCCUUUAUACUACGUAUUCAAAAGUGAUCCUGAUGAGGAAAUGGCAGUGAGUGCAUUAUUGUAUUUUCCAACUUUUUUGGAUUGUGCUUAAGAUGUCCUUGCAUUAUCUACUUCAUGUUUUCCCAUGGUUGGUUUGUUAUUCCCACAGGAAGUGUUAUUGAAAGUUUCAAAAGAUUUGAAGUUGUUGAAGCCUUUAAAAAAUCUACAGCCUGUAGUAGUUUACAAUGUCACUUCACCUGUCUUCUAUGGCUCAGCAACAUACUAGAACAAGCUACUCUGACUUUGCAAAGUAAUUGACUGAUGAUUCUUCCUGUUGACAUUGUGCAGGCCUGUGCUGAAGCAGACACAUUCUUUUGUUUCGUUGAGUUAUUAAGUGGAUUUCGUGACCAUUUCUGCCAGCAGUUGGACAAUAGUGUCGUGGGAAUCCGUUCAACAAUUACAAAGCUAUCCCAGCUUUUAAAGGAACAUGAUGAAGAACUCUGGCGUCACCUCGAGAUCACAACCAAGGUGAACCCGCAGUUUUAUGCAUUCAGGUGGAUCACCCUCCUGUUGACACAGGAAUUCAACUUCGCAGAUAGUCUUCAUAUCUGGGACACCCUUCUAAGUGAUCCCGAAGGCCCUCAGGAGACUUUACUUCGGAUAUGCUGUGCGAUGCUAAUUCUGAUAAGAAGGCGGCUCCUUGCUGGGGAUUUCACCUCCAUUCUCAAGCUUCUGCAACACUACCCACCCACAAACAUCAGACAUUUGCUUUAUGUUGCAAACAAAUUGCGUCCUGUACCCACUUGCUAAUCCCCGUCAAUCUGGUUUUCCUUCGUUUGUGUUUUGUUUCCUCUUCUUGGUGUGGUCUCGGUGUAAAUUAGCAACUAACGGACACACUCUCCUCCAGCUUAUAUGUGAUAGUGAGAUUAGUUCCUUUUUUUAUUGGUCACUGAAAUGUUGUGUAAACCCAUUUGUAUGUACCUAAACGCCUCUGGUUUUGUCGUGAUUGAAUAGCAUCGCACUGACGGCUGUUUUAUUAUGACAUUUUCAUGCUCUUCUGCUGAA